Aspergillus sclerotioniger CBS 115572 is the source of this 1864-nucleotide messenger RNA. Its product is annotated as RCC1 domain-containing protein. Gene Ontology annotation, cellular component: cytoplasm. NCBI's taxonomy places the organism in Eukaryota, Fungi, Ascomycota, Eurotiomycetes, Eurotiales, Aspergillaceae. The record is from RefSeq and is a predicted model, not a curated record. The coding region runs from base 178 to 1746 and encodes 522 amino acids. The transcript is spliced from 4 exons. Gene Ontology annotation, molecular function: guanyl-nucleotide exchange factor activity.
CAUCAUUUAAUGAUUUAUUUAUUGUUGUUUUUUCCUUUAUUAUUUAUUAACACACACAACCCAGCCACCACCACCCUACUCUUGUCGCAUAAUAUUCACAUCCACAUACAAAUUGACCUACCUGUCUAUUUGUUUAGCUAGCUUUUACCGUGCUUUAGUGAAUAAACAAGAACCACAAUGCCCCCCAAACGCGCAGCCACCUCGAAGCGCAGGGUUGAGAGUCCCUCAGACACCGUCGAAAAGAAGAAGAUCACGAAUAAGACUGACGCCGCGAGCACGAAGCCGGCUCAGGCUUCGAGAAAGCGGAAGGCUACGGAUUCAGUGGAGGAGACGACGUCAGGGGCUGCGCCAGCGGCCCAGGCGCGCGUUACAAAGAAGCAGAAGGAAGCUCUGGCUAUUAUCAACCUCCCGCCUACGCAGAAACUCGAUGUCUAUGUUUUUGGUACAAACUGCUACGGUGAAUUGGGUCUGGGUGAUGCGACAAAGAAAUCGGAGAUUCCUGGGCCGGUGUUGAACCCGAAGCUGUCGGCCGAGACGGUCGGUGUCGUGCAGUUGGCUAUUGGGGGUGUUCAUUCGGCUGCUCUUACACACGAUAAUAAGAUUCUUACGUGGGGAGUGAACGAUGAGGGUACACUCGGUAGGGAUACAAAGGAGGAGCGCAAGGCUGAGAAUGCGGAUGCUGCCAAAGGUGAGGGUAAGGAGGGUGAGUCGGAUUCGGACUCUGAUGAUGAUGAAGUCGACCUCAACAUGAAGGAGGCCACUCCUACCGCCGUGGACCCUGCUCUCUUCCCUGAGGGCACUGUCUUCACGCAGGUCAUUGCGACAGAUAGUGCCACUUUCGCUCUUACCCAGGAGGGACGGGUCUAUGGUUGGGGCACUUUCAGAGGAAGCAACGGUGUGAUUGGGUUUUCCCCCGAAACGAAGAUCCAAAGGCAGCCAGUUCUGAUCCCCGGUCUUGAGAAGGUGACGCAGCUUGCGUCUGGUGCGCAACACGUCCUGGCUUUGACCGCCAAGGGCGCUGUUUUGACCUGGGGCUGCGAGGAACAAAACCAGCUUGGACGGAGAAUUUCAGGACGUCUGCAUGGCAAGCUCGAAAGUCUCAUCCCCGGGCAAUGUGCCCUCCCAUCGGACGUCGUGAGCAUCGGUACCGGUUCUUAUCAUUCCUUCGCCAUCCGCAAGAACGGCCGGGUGCAUGCUUGGGGUUCCAACAACUUCGGUCAGACAGCCGUCCCCAUGAGUGCGGGACAAAGCGAUGCCGUGGUCCUCUACCCGACGGAAGUCAAGUCUUUCCGGAAGCAAAGCAAAAUCGUUUCUAUCUGCGGUGGAAAGGACCACAGCGUGGCUGUUACAGAAGACGGGAAAUGCCUAUCCUGGGGACGUGUGGAUAACAAGGCCCUUGGCAUUUCGCUCGAGGAUAUGCCGUCAGAUGAGCUCGUGCAUGAUGAGCACGGGCGACCCCGUAUCCUAACGAUGCCAACCCCCCUUACUGAUAUCAAGGAGGAGGUUGUCUUCGCAACAGCCUCCAGUGACCAUUCGUUUGCCAUCACCAAAGACGGCCAGGCGUAUAGCUGGGGUUUCAACGUACAGCGCCAGGCUGGUCACCGCGACGAGGAUGAGAUCGAACGACCGACACUGCUCCAAAACAAGCACGUCAAUGGAAAGAAGCUAGUGUCUGCCUCAGGGGGAGGUCAGUUCAGCAUGCUCGUUGGAGCGCACUCACCGCAAGUGAACGGGACUCAGGCCUGAAAUCUUAAAAGCCAGCUUUUUGUAAUAAUUUUGUUACCCAUUUGCAUUGAUAUUUACGUGUAUUAGUAUGUGACAGCAGUUAUCCCUCCAAUCAAGAGUUCUGGCGUUUGCGCUCCGA